AUGUCUACCACCACCACCUCCGUCGCUGCCAGCGCCACGGCCUGCAACACUGUGUCCUACUGGCAGGUCCCCGUCGAGGAUGCUGCCUGUGUCCUCCCCAAGACCGGCAACUACUCGGACGUCAUGGACAAGUGCUGUACCCCUGCUAAGGUGACCGAAUUCGAUAACGGCUGCGGCCUCUACUGUCUCGCCCAGGGCCAGAGUGUCGGCGACCUUAAGGACUGCCUGCGCAAGGAAGGCGCCCAAGAUGGCCGCGAGUUCUACUGCAAGGGCAACGAUACUGCCACGGCCACGGCCUCCGCUCCGUCUUCCACCAAGACCGGCGACAAGACCGGCACUUCCACCGGCAGCAGUGCCUCCUCGACCUCCUCCGACAGCGCCGCCUAUGCCAUCCAGCCUGCUGUGUCCAAGGGCGGACUUGGUCUCUUGGCUAUGGUCUUCUGCUCGGCUUUGAUGGGUGUUGUUGCCUAG
Molecule: messenger RNA, 471 nt
Organism: Aspergillus bombycis
Lineage: Eukaryota; Fungi; Ascomycota; Eurotiomycetes; Eurotiales; Aspergillaceae
Exons: 1
Coding region: 1-471 (156 amino acids)
Source: RefSeq, a predicted model, not a curated record